Messenger RNA from Cercocebus atys (sooty mangabey), 1978 nucleotides. Its product is annotated as A disintegrin and metalloproteinase with thrombospondin motifs 7-like. Gene Ontology annotation, molecular function: metalloendopeptidase activity. The record is from RefSeq and is a predicted model, not a curated record. Gene Ontology annotation, biological process: extracellular matrix organization. NCBI's taxonomy places the organism in Eukaryota, Metazoa, Chordata, Mammalia, Primates, Cercopithecidae. Gene Ontology annotation, cellular component: extracellular matrix.
AUGCUGGCUGCGCCCCCUCCAUCCUCUAGCUGUGGGUGGGGCCCGUGCCUGGAUGACCCUCCUGCCAAGGACAUCAUCGACUUCCCCUCAGUGCCGCCUGGCGUCCUCUAUGAUGUGAGCCACCAGUGCCGCCUCCAGUAUGGGGCCUACUCUGCCUUCUGUGAGGACAUGGAUAAUGUCUGCCACACACUCUGGUGCUCUGUGGGGACCACCUGUCACUCCAAGCUGGAUGCAGCCGUGGACGGCACCCGGUGUGGGGAGAAUAAGUGGUGUCUCAAUGGGGAGUGCGUACCCGUGGGCUUCCGGCCCGAGGCCGUGGAUGGUGGCUGAUCUGGCUGGAGCGCCAGAUCCAUCUGCUCGCGGAGCUGUGGCGUGGGCGUACAGAGCGCCGAGCGGCAGUGCACGCAGCCUACGCCCAAAUACAAAGGCAAAUACUGUGUGGGUGAGCGGAAGUGCUUCCGCCUCUGCAACCUACAGGCCUGCCCCGCUGGCCGCCCCUCCUUCUGCCACAUCCAGUGCAGCCACUUUGACGCUACGCUUUACGAGGGCCAGCUGCACACAUGGGUGCCCGUGGUCAAUGACGUGAACCCCUGCGAGCUGCACUGCUGGCCCUCGAAUGAGUACUUUGCUGAGAAGCUGCGGGACGCCGUGGUCGAUGGCACCCCCUGCUACCAGGUCCGGGCCAGCAGGGACCUCUACAUCAACGGCAUCUGCAAGAACGUGGGCUGUGACUUUGAGAUUGACUCCGGUGCUAUGGAGGAUCGCUGUGGUGUGUGCCACGGCAACGGCUCCACCUGCCACACCGUGAGCGGGACCUUCGAGGAGGCCGAGGGUCUGGGGUAUGUGGACGUGGGGCUGAUCCCAGCUGGCGCACGCGAGAUCCGCAUCCAGGAGGUGGCCGAGGCUACCAACUUCCUGGCACUGCGGAGCGAGGACCCGGAGAAGUACUUCCUCAAUGGUGGCUGGACCAUCCAGUGGAACGGGGACUACCAGAUGGCAGGGACCACCUUCACAUAUGCACGCAGGGGCAACUGGAAGAACCUCACGUCCCUGGGUCCCACCAACGAGCCUGUCUGGAUCCAGGUGCCUGCCUCCCGAGGCCCAGGGUGGGGGAGCGGAGGCGCAGUCCCCAGGCCCAGCACCCCUCAUGGCAGGUCUCGUCCUGGAGGAGUGAGCCCUGGGUCAGUCACAGAGCCUGGCUCUGAGCCAGGCCCUCCUGCUGUGGCCUCUACCUUGGUUUCCCUAUCUUUAAAAUGGCCCAAUGGUGUAGCUGCAGUUCACAGAGGUGGCUGGAUGGCUCCUUUAGGACUGGGUGGAUGGAGAAGACACCUCGUACUCACGGGCUCCUGCCUGCCCACCCAGCUGCUGUUCCAGGAGAGCAACCCCGGGGUGCGCUACGAGUACACCAUCCACAGGGAGGCAGGCGGCCAUGGCGAGGUCCCGCCACCCGAGUUCUUCUGGCACUAUGGGCCCUGGACCAAGUGCACAGUCACCUGCGGCAGAGGUGAGAAGUGGGGCAGGCACAGCCCUGCCAGCAGGGACUUCGUCUGUGGACAGGGACGCUGGCUUCAGCUUCCAGCUCACUGCUGGGCCACCACGGGUUUGGAAGUUGGCUUCUCUGAGCCUCAGUUCCCCAUCUGUGAGAUGAGGCUGGCAACCGCCCCAUGUCCCAGGCGCACUGGGAGGGUAAAUGGAUGAGGCAGGUGGGUGCUGGCUCGUGGCGCGUGCUCAGUGUGCUCCAGCUCUUGUCGUUCUCCCUGAAGCAGACACAGCUCCCUCUUGAUUGUGUCCUUGCUCAGCUGCGGCAGGUCUUGUGCCUGCAUUUCUGCUGCGUCCUGGAGACCAGUCCAGUGGCGCCUCACCGUGCUGACUUAUUUCCCUGAACUAUUUAUGAAAAGUAGGGCAAUUUCUUUAACUCCGACUCUUCCUCCCCAUAUUUCCCUCAGUCUCCCCCCAUGCUUCUCAGUCCCCGCUCUCU